AGGCGACGGUGGAACGUGCGAUGCUGGCCGUGAUGCAGAUCAGUGGCCGGCUGGACCGCGAUCGCGUGCUGGCCUUUUUGAAGACAUACUGGGAAACAAAGUUGAGUCCCGAUGUGACCUGGAUUCAAUUCGCCCGGUCCAGAGCGGCGGAUUGUCGUUUUCUGAUCAUCUGAAGCUAGUAAGGUUUUGUGCAUGAGUCACUCAGCCCGCUGGACACGACACAAUGACCGUGAUCGGAGGCGUGUUCCGGUGUCAGCUACCUUGGGUAGCAAAGCAUUUACCAUGGAAUGCGAGUCCUGUGAUGUUUACCAUCACCCGCAAACCAAGGGGACAGAUGUGGCCUCUGAAUGAGUCAGUAACUCCCCCUAUCAGGCAAUAUUUAUACAUAAACGGAAGACGCCCACGCGAACCACGUCCAUAAUACCAAACCAGUUAAUCCAGCACAAGCUUCGUCAACAGCCAAGCCGCUUGGAUACACCAUAGCGCAAUGAAUAAAAUCUGCGGUUGUUGCUAUUUUGAGCGCGAUACUUACGCCUGGGGGUAUAUCCCACAGGUUGGCCUUCAAGCCCACGCAAUCCUACGAGGCACCAGCUCGCGCACAACUCUGACCCAAACAUUCAAAAACUCGGGACCUAGGCUGCUUCACGAGGUCUGCUAUCGGUUCCCACUCUUCGACGGGGUUAGUGUCGUCGGAUUUCGAUGCCAGGUGGGCGAUCGAGUCUUGCGCAGCGAGGUCAAGACCAAAGAGCAAGCCAGCCAAGACUAUCAAACCGCCGUCUCGCGUGGCGCCUCGGCUGGGGUGCUUGACCAGUCCAGUCAAGACUCGGACAUCUUUCUACUGCGGCUGGGCAAUGUCCCGCCUCGGGAGACCAUCACAGUGAGCAUCACUGCUGUGGGGGAGCUGAAGGCCGACGCGCAAAACGAGGGCAUUCGAUACACCUUGCCAAAUGGCAUUGCACCUCGCUAUGGGUAUAGGGUGGAUCAGGUCGUGUCUACUCUGAUCAACCCAACACACAGGAAAGGCCUCAAAAUAGUGGUAGACGUUUUCAUGGAAAAUCAAAGCGCAAUUCGGAUGGUUCAGUCACCCAGCCAUCCCAUCCGUGUCAGACUGGGCCGGACUUCAUCCACCCCGGAGGAAUGUACCGAAUUCGCAAAGAGCUGUGCCUUCGCAACGCUGCAUGUCGCCAGUGAAAGCCCUAUAUUGGAGCGAGACUUUGUCCUGGUGAUCAAAGCCGAUAAGACGGAUGUUCCUCGCGCUUUGGUCGAAUGUCAUCCCACCGUCCCCAACCAGCGUGCCAUGAUGGCUACCCUUGUACCCCGGUUUCACAUCCCUGCGUCCGACCCGGAAGUGGUUUUCCUUAUUGACUGUAGUGGCAGUAUGUGGGACAAGAUCUCAACCUUAAAGUCUGCUCUCCGGGUCCUUUUGAAGUCGGUGCCCGUGGGCACCUAUCUCAACAUCUGCUCUUUCGGGACCCAGCACCAGUUUCUCUGGGCUCGCAGUCGGGCCUACGAUGGCCCCGGUCUGCAGAAAGCAUUGGCCCUGGUGGAUUGCCUGGAUGCAGACAUGGGAUGCACGGAGAUGACGGCUGCUGUCCGAGCAACUGUGAAGCGUCGUCUGAAGGGACGGGAACUGGAGGUUCUGAUUCUCACCGAUGGACAAAUUCACCAACAGCAAGAGCUUUUCGACUCCAUCCGUGCCACUGCUGCUAACCACACAGCUCGCUUCUUUGCUUUGGGCAUCGGUUCCUCUGCUUCUCAUGCCCUUGUGAACGGUAUUGCACGUGCUGGUGAUGGGAUUGCCCAGUCGGUCAUGCUUCAUGAGGAGCUGGACUGCACCGUCGUGCGUAUGCUCAAGGGGGCUCUGAGUCCGCACAUUUAUGAUUAUUCGCUGACUGUCAACGCCGACGAACCAAAUGAUGGUUUCGAGGUGGUUGAUCAUGAAGAGCAGGAGCUAGUGCAGGAGCCAGACACCACCACCACCACCACCACCCCAGAAACUUCCCCUCGAAGACCUAUCCUGCUCUUCGACCCCGACCUGAGGAAAUAUGACACUGAUCUCACAUCGAGCGAGCCUCCAGUUGUGCAGCCUCCGAGUAUCAUUCAAGCUCCACAGCACCUUCCAACCCUCUAUCCGUUCAUUCGCACCACGGUCUACCUUCUUCUCACAUCGGCUCGAGCUCCACGCUCGCUGGCUAUUCGUGCUUCCUCCAAACAUGGCCCACUGACACUUGAUAUUGCCGUGGAAGACGUGGGUUGUGGCGAGACCAUUCACCAGCUUGCAGCCCGCAAGAUAAUCACCGACUUGGAAGAGUCUGGCGGAUGGGUAGCCUGUGCCAAGGACAAGCAUGAUCAGCUCUACAAUUCAGUGACUCAGUCAAGGCUAGCCAUCCAGGAAUGUAAACGUCUGGGUCUCCAGUACCAGCUCUCUGGCCACCACACGUCGUUCGUGGCAGUCGAUGAAAAUGCUCUUCUGUCAGGAGAAUGCUCGUCAUCUGGUUCAACUGCCGUGGUGAUUCUCCCACACCAACCGGACACGGGUCCAGACUCAUUGAUGGGACAUGUCUUGCCUGAGGUGGUGUACGAGGUGGCACAAGAGUGGGUGGGAGAGGAGAAGGAAGGGGGGGAGGGCCAGCGGGUGCGAGAGGUGGCAGUCCCCUCGUGCCAAUGCCCCAAUCUGCGACUAUCCCCAGCGCAUCACGUCGACGGAUAUAUUGCGUGAUUGACUUGCAGAUCUUUGACGGAAGCUGGCAAUGGUCACCAGAGCUUUUCGAGGUUUUGGAGCUGGACGAAUCGAUGAUGCGUAGGCAGCUUGUGCGUUGGUGGCAGCAGGCCGGCAUUCAGCCGAGUCAAACGUUUCCAAACUGUGACGACGGUUCGCUUCUUGCCACAGUUCUAGCCAUUGAACACCUGCAGGGACGAUGUCAAGAUUCGAGAAAUAUCUGGGAGUUGGUGUGUACCAAGGCAGAACGGUGGCUGGAUGAGCGAACUCGAGCCAUGGGGAAGAGAGGUUGGGAUUGGGUCGGACGCUGCCGGGAGCACAUUCAUUCCCUAAUUUCUGACAAGGAUACUGAAGGACGAACGGAUAAGGUAUAAGCGGAUCGGCUACUGGUUUUGAUCUCUCUCGUGUUUAAAAGUUUACCAAGUUGAUUAUUGUAGCAAAUCUCAUACAAAG
Aspergillus aculeatinus CBS 121060 is the source of this 3172-nucleotide messenger RNA. RefSeq names its product VIT and vWA domain-containing protein. Lineage: Eukaryota; Fungi; Ascomycota; Eurotiomycetes; Eurotiales; Aspergillaceae. The record is from RefSeq and is a predicted model, not a curated record. The transcript is spliced from 2 exons. Bases 488 to 2719 code for a protein of 743 amino acids.